AGUGUUUUAGGUACAUAGCAUAUACUAUAUAGUUCCCCACCCUUGUAUCUCAUGUGACCGACCAUCAAGCUUUAUUUUCCUGGCAUUGCUCCUUCUUGUCUUCUCAAUCUUUAACUUCUAUAUACUCACACAUAUAUAUACACUAAUAAACCACUCAAUUUUUCAUCAAACAACUAUAUUUUCCACUCAGAAAGAAAAAAAACAAAGUGUUGCACACGAAAUGGCAACAGAAAUGGAAAUUACUGAGCUAAGAUUGGGGCUUCCAGGGGGAAAUAGUCAUAUGAAGGAGAAGAAAAGGGUGUAUUCGGAAAUUACUAAUAGUGACCAGAACAGCAGCAACGUUAACGUUAAUGGUGAUGUUUACUAUAUGUGUCAGAAUAAGAAUGAAGUUGUGGGGUGGCCACCGGUGUGUGCAUACCGGAAAAAGAACAACUUUAACGGACGUGAAGGAUCGAAAAUGUACGUGAAAGUUAGCAUGGAUGGAGUUCCAUUUUUGAGGAAAGUUGAUUUGAGCACUCACAAGGGAUAUUCUGAACUUGUUAUGGCUCUUGAAAAGCUCUUUGAUUGCUAUGGAAUUGGGGAAGCAUUGGAGGAUGCAGACAAGUCAGAGUACGUUCCAAUCUAUGAGGACAAAGAUGGAGAUUGGAUGCUUGUCGGCGAUGUACCAUGGGAAAUGUUCAGUGAGUCAUGCAAAAGGCUACGGAUCAUGAAGAGAUCAGAUGCAAAAGUGAUAGGCCUUGGAGCAAGGGACUUUCUCAAGGGGAUGUCUGAAAACAAAUAAUUAUAAGGGCAUUUCAAAUUUGAUCUGCUUUAGUCAGAAAUAGAGUGGGUGAUUCAAGCUAUAUUUACGUAAUAUAAUUGUAAUCUUAUGUGUGAUGUGACACCUUAGAAUUAUUGUAGCCACUAUAUUUUCUCUUAAAGUGACUACCUUAUUAAUUUUCGUAUGUAAUAAGGCUAUAUGUGUAAGUUGUAACCCACAUAUUGUGCUGAAAUUGUGGCUGGCAGCUAACUUCCCCUUGUUGAAUUUCAUUAUUUUGGUAGCUUUUAAUUUAUUCGUUUUAUCCA
Messenger RNA from Lycium barbarum (goji berry), 1065 nucleotides. Its product is annotated as auxin-induced protein AUX22-like. Gene Ontology annotation, cellular component: nucleus. Gene Ontology annotation, molecular function: protein binding. The record is from RefSeq and is a predicted model, not a curated record. NCBI's taxonomy places the organism in Eukaryota, Viridiplantae, Streptophyta, Magnoliopsida, Solanales, Solanaceae. The transcript is spliced from 3 exons. Bases 221 to 781 code for a protein of 186 amino acids. Gene Ontology annotation, biological process: regulation of DNA-templated transcription.